CCUAAGGCAAAAAUGGAAACUCCUUUCUAUCCCUCGAGUGCGUACUCCUUUCCCGAUGCUACUUCUGAGAUAUCUGCCCUACACGCGGCCCUCUCUGAUGUGCUGGAGUAUGUCGGACAGAUCCGUUUCAUAGCAGCAACAGCAGAAGCUGCCAUAGAAAGGAUUCAUAGACGUCUUGAUCUUCUAGAAGAAAUAGCCAGCGAAACAAGCUCAACCCAAGCACCAACCACCCCUACAGGCCCAGCCGCCCCGUGGAAAGAAGAUGAGACGGACUUUGAGGGAGAUAACAUGCAGAUACAUGACAAGGGUGGUCAUUCGGGCCAAUCCUAG
Fusarium keratoplasticum is the source of this 330-nucleotide messenger RNA. RefSeq lists its product as uncharacterized. NCBI's taxonomy places the organism in Eukaryota, Fungi, Ascomycota, Sordariomycetes, Hypocreales, Nectriaceae. The coding region runs from base 13 to 330 and encodes 105 amino acids. The transcript has 2 exons. The record is from RefSeq and is a predicted model, not a curated record.